Molecule: messenger RNA, 966 nt
Organism: Enhydra lutris kenyoni (northern sea otter)
Lineage: Eukaryota; Metazoa; Chordata; Mammalia; Carnivora; Mustelidae
Product: olfactory receptor 2T29-like
Biological process (GO): G protein-coupled receptor signaling pathway
Cellular component (GO): membrane
Molecular function (GO): G protein-coupled receptor activity; olfactory receptor activity
Source: RefSeq, a predicted model, not a curated record
AUGAAAAACAUGAACCGGGUGUCCAGUUACACUGGACAGUCUGAUUUCAUUCUGGUGGGAAUCUUCAGUCAAUCAAAUCACCCAGCUCUCCUGUGUGUGGUCAUUUUUGUAGUGUUCUUGAUGGCUUUAACUGGAAAUGGUGUCCUAAUUCUUCUGAUACAUUUUGAUGCCCACCUCCACAGCAGCCCCAUGUACUUUUUCAUCAGCCAGUUGUCUCUCAUGGAUGUAAUGUAUAUUUCUGUCACUGUGCCUAAGAUGCUCAUCGACCAGGUCAUGGGUAUAAAUAAGAUCUCAGCCUCUGCGUGUGGAAUGCAAAUGUUCCUCUAUGUAACACUAGCAGGUUCAGAAUUUUUCUUUCUAGCUGUCAUGGCUUAUGAUUGCUAUGUGGCCAUUUGUUACCCACUUCAUUACCCUGUCCUCAUGAGCCAUAAAGUAUGCUUUCUCCUUGCAUCUGGCUGCUGGUUUCUGGGAUCUGUGGAUGGAUUCAUGCUCACACCCAUCGCUAUGACUUUCCCUUUCUGCAGAUCCUGGGAGAUCCAUCAUUUCUUCUGUGAAGUCCCUGCUGUAAUGAAGCUCUCCUGCUCAGACACUUCUCUCUAUGAGAUAGUCAUGUAUCUGUGCUGUGUCCUCAUGCUCCUCAUUCCUGUGACAGUCAUUUCAAGCUCCUAUUUUUUCAUCCUCCUUACCAUUCACAGGAUGAACUCAGCAGAGGGCUGGAAGAAGGCAUUUACCACUUGUUCUUCCCAUAUGACUGUGGUCAUCCUCUUCUAUGGGGCUGCUGUCUACACCUAUAUACUCCCCAACUCCUAUCACACUCCUGAGAAGGACAUGGUUGUAUCUGUUUUUUAUACCAUCCUCACUCCUGUGUUAAACCCUUUAAUCUAUAGUCUCAGGAAUAAGGAUGUCAUAGGAUCUCUGAAGAAAAUGUUUAAUGUGGGACCUGCCUUUGAAGAAAAUAUAAAAUAG